Molecule: messenger RNA, 2070 nt
Organism: Papilio polytes (common Mormon)
Lineage: Eukaryota; Metazoa; Arthropoda; Insecta; Lepidoptera; Papilionidae
Product: myoneurin-like
Exons: 12
Coding region: 74-1675 (533 amino acids)
Biological process (GO): regulation of transcription by RNA polymerase II
Cellular component (GO): nucleus
Molecular function (GO): DNA-binding transcription factor activity; RNA polymerase II cis-regulatory region sequence-specific DNA binding; zinc ion binding
Source: RefSeq, a predicted model, not a curated record
UCCGGUUCCAUUAAAUGACGAUUUUAGCGUAUUUUAUAAUAAUUUUUAGUUUUCCUUUGAUGUAUUUAGAAACAUGGAUUGGCAAUUAACUUGUCGAGUAUGCUUAGAAACUGGUGAUAUGGUAUCCCUCUUUGAUUGGGAUGAAAAUAACGAACAACUCGCUGAAAAGUAUUUCUACUGCAGCGGUAUUAAGGUUACUAAAAGGGACAUAUUACCGACGCUAAUAUGUUUGAAUUGCGUGGAUCGCUUAACGCUUGCUUAUCAAUUCAAACAACAAUGUAUUUCAUCAACGGAUACAUUGAAAGAAUGUCUCGAAGAAUUUUUGAAGAGCCAAGCUGAAGUUUCCGCGCCAAAGAGAGAAACCAGUGAAACUGAAACAAUUACAAUAAAGCAAGAGAAUGGAUUGCUUCUUCAAUAUGAUCUUCCAGUGGAACAUGACCCGCAAGCACAAUGGACAAGAACUCUCACAAAGACACCAACAACCACUGUUGUUACUAAAUCACCUGGUCCUAGAAAACGGGGUCGGCCAAGAAAAUAUCCUAAUGAACAAGGACAAAUUGAUAUUUCUCCAUACACACGCAAGAAGCAAAAAGAGAGUGGAAAAGAACCACAGUCCCUUACCUCUAUGCUGGCGUCAGGCACAUUUGAGCUUAAAGAAGAGCCAGUAGAUGAUGAAGAGGGGUUUGAAGCAGAUCAAUUUGACAACAGUGACCCAGACUUUGUGCCUGUUGAUGAAGCAGACUCGGAGCCGGAAAUUAAAAAGUAUUCAGGACCGCGCCGUCGUGGUAGACCUCCCAAGGUUCAGACUGAAACAAAAGAAAAGAAUCAAGAUGGUGAAGAUGUUCUCCUGAAGGAGACGAUAUUGGCAUUCUCGGAGCCAAUACCUGACCAUAUACUGAACCCUAAGCCAAAGAAGAAGCGGUCUUAUAUGCAGAAGAAGAAAUAUAAUUAUGAAAAGACACACACAUGUGAGACUUGCGGCGCGUCGUUCACUUCCAAUGCCUCGCUGCAGGCACAUAUACGACGACAUUUGGGCAUCAAACCAUUUGUAUGCAGUGUUUGUGGAUACGCGUGUGUACUGAACAUGGAGCUGCGCCGGCACAUGAUGCGGCACACGGGCGUGCGGCCCUACAAGUGCCGCGUCUGCGACAGGCGCUUCGGGGACUUCGGGAGUCGGCAGAAACACGAGAGAUUGCACAUGGGUCUGCGUCCUUACCAGUGCUCGCUGUGCGGCAAAGCCUUCACCUACUCAUAUGUGUUGGCUAACCACAUGCUCACACACACUGGAGAGAAGAAAUACUCUUGUACACCUUGCAACAAGAAGUUUACCAAAGCACAUCACCUCAAGUACCACAAUAAAGUACAUCACAAGGAACUAUACAUACAGCAGCAAUUAGAACAAGAAGCUAAGAAGAUAAGACAGCAGUUAAAUAUUAACAACCUCUCAGGAGUUAUCUCCGGACAGAUCGUGGAUGGGAAACUACAGCUGGUUAAAGCACAAACUGAUGAGGAUGGCGAGGGUGACCAGGAGAGGGAGAUGGAGGUGGUUGAGGAACAGGAUCUGGACCAGGACGAGGACAGCGAUAAGGAAACGAACAGAGCUGUUGCCGACAUGAGAGCUGUAAUUCUAGACACAGACUUUUCAAUGGAAGAUGAUGACAGCAAAGAGCAAUGAUAUAAAUAUAAGAUUUAUUACUAAAGUAAAAUCUCAAAUAUAAAGUUUCCUAUUAAAUAGAGAUAAAAAUGUGUUUACAAUCUGACCAGGAAAAAAACUCGAUAUAUAACAAAAAUAUAUGAAAUAAGUAAUAAAAAAAUGAUUUUUAUAUUCCUGGUUAGAUACAUGGAAACUUAUUACAAACCUCAUAUAAUAUCGAUUAUUACAUAUAAUAACAGUAAAUAGCCCAUAAUCAAAUUUAAGUAUUGUUAGUAAUCAAACUAGAAUAUUUUAAUUUGUAUUAUCUAAUAUUUAGUUAUAGAAAUAUUAAUUUUUACUCUUAAUAUAAUUAUGUUGAAUUACGCUUAAUAUUUAGUGAGUAAUUGUAGUUGUAGAAAUAAAUCGUUUUUUCAAUC